Spea bombifrons (plains spadefoot toad) is the source of this 1182-nucleotide messenger RNA. RefSeq names its product nitrilase 1 (gene NIT1). The record is from RefSeq and is a predicted model, not a curated record. Gene Ontology annotation, molecular function: hydrolase activity, acting on carbon-nitrogen (but not peptide) bonds, in linear amides. NCBI's taxonomy places the organism in Eukaryota, Metazoa, Chordata, Amphibia, Anura, Pelobatidae. The transcript is spliced from 6 exons. Bases 5 to 943 code for a protein of 312 amino acids.
GCGGAUGCCAGGAAGCUGGGAGUGGGUGAUGCGCGCCGGGCGCGUCCUCAUCGGCGGGCUCGGGAUUAGAAAAAUGUCCUCCCUGCCGGGUGACCUCAGGCCUCUGAUCGCGGUUUGCCAGAUGACCUCAACGUCCGACAAAGAGAAGAACUUCUCCGUCUGCUCAGGACUCAUCCGGGAAGCGGCUUCCCGUAAGGCCAGCAUGGUGUUCCUCCCCGAGGCCUUCGACUACAUUUGUGACAACACGGAGGAGACCCUGAGCUUGGCUGAGACUCUGGAAGGGGUCACCGUUCAACGUUACUCCAGCCUUGCGAGGGAGUGCGACGUCUGGCUGUCUCUAGGGGGAUUUCACGAGAAAGGACCUUGUUGGGACACAAAGAUUUCCAACUCCCACCUGGUUCUGGACAAUACAGGUCGCAUUGUAUCGGUGUACCGCAAAGCCCACCUGUUUGAUGUAGAUCUGCAGAGCGGGGUGUCAUUGAAAGAAAGCAAAUACACGAUCCCUGGACCGGGGUUGAUUCCCCCCGUCAGCACCCCGGCCGGCAAGGUUGGUCUAGGGGUCUGCUAUGAUUUACGCUUCCCAGAAAUGGCCCUAGCGCUAAGCCAGGAAGGGGCAGAGCUUCUGACGUACCCUUCAGCCUUCACCGUCACCACUGGACUCGCUCAUUGGGAGGUGCUACUAAGAGCUCGAGCCAUAGAGAACCAGUGUUACGUUGUUGCAGCCGCGCAAACAGGCAGUCACAAUCCGAAGCGAUCCUCGUACGGCCAUGCCAUGGUUGUGGACCCGUGGGGCUUGGUCGUGGCGCAGUGCCAGGAGGGCGUCGGGCUGCGCUAUGCCGAAAUCAACCUGCGGUACCUCAGCCGCCUGCGCACGGAGAUGCCGGUACAGAACCACCGGCGACCCGACUUAUACGGCAAAAUCGCCAUGAAGCCGACAGUCUGAUACGUGGAUGACCGCCAGAAGAGACCUGGAUCUAAAAUGUUACCGUUAUGUCCAUGUACAGCGAAAUCUAUUUCUGAUGUGAAGAGGGACCGUGUUGGACAAAAAAAAACAAAAAACAAACACAUCUGUAAAGGUUAUUGGUUGUGUUCCAGAUUUUUGAAUCUAUACAAACAAACAAAAUAUGUUGUGAUAAUUAAUACUUUACAAAUAUUUCUAAUAAAGUCUAAUAAAUAAACGAA